Messenger RNA from Acaulospora morrowiae, 1632 nucleotides. NCBI's taxonomy places the organism in Eukaryota, Fungi, Glomeromycota, Glomeromycetes, Diversisporales, Acaulosporaceae. The record is from the annotation of a GenBank genome assembly.
AUGAUUAGUGAAUUCACUUUUGUCGAAAGAGUGGUGAUCGAGGUGUACGUGUACCUUUGGUUUCUCCAACGAGCAUGGAUAACCGAUAGAUUUGAACAUCUAAGAUGGAAGCGUUUGAAAAAUAUGGAGUUGAAAUCUAUCGUCAUAUUAUCAAUUUUGGUGAUAAUGCCUAUUCAAGGGGCAUUCGAUUUGAUAUGGAUAAAUUUGAAAUAUCAAGAAGGUUUAUUCCAAGUAAUGGACAACGAAAACUCCACGUUAGUUCCGAAAUAUUAUGAUCAAUGGGCAACUUCAAACUAUCGUAUUAAGAACGUCACAGAGUAUUUACUUUGUAUAAAUUUUGCCCUUCAAACAACAACGCUUCUUUUACUACAAUUGUUCUGGAAUCAUCUCGCGAAUCAUUGGGGCAGAUCAUUCAUGGUCUCAUUGGAAUUUAAAGUUUAUGUUGUUUGGGGUUUCUUGUCUAUGACUUCGUUCCCCCUUGCUCGCUGGCUCACCAAAGAUGUCUUCCCUUAUACUGAGGUUAUACCGCAAAUGUUAUUUUCUGCCGAGUUAAUAAUUAUCUUUCUAAUUGGGUUACGAAACCAACGAAAGCUAUUCUUACUCCUUCAGUCAAUCCAAUAUCAAGAACAGCAAGAGACCACCGGUCAAGAGACUAUCCUUCAGAUUAAUUAUUUUAUCGAGAUGAACAUGCUCUUAACAGGAGGUGCCUUGUUAAUCGCCAUUCCACUCCUAAUUCUCGACAUUGACGCUCUCACAGGAAAAACUGUCAACAACUCAAAAUUUAUUUCGGAUUUAUUAAUGAUCCAUUGUAAUCUCAGUUCCCUGAUAUUGUGGAUAAUAACGAUAUUGAUUAUCUAUCCUCGAUAUUAUAUGAUUGGGCUGUUUGGUAGCAGACUUCUAAGCAAAAGAUCAUUGAAUCGAAUUAGUAAUAUUCCAAGUGGUUACUUUGGUAAACAUUCGGAUCAGACGGUUACUGGCGGAAGUAAUUUAGGUCGUAAUAGUUCCAAGUAUAGUAUUAGUAGCUCCACGAAGGCAAAGAGUCACUCGCACAGUAAGAUCAUAGACUUUGAACCUCUUGAAUUUGGUCAUGAUUUUUCCAAUUCUGAUUUUAAAAUUUCAUUUGACACCACGAACCAACAAUCAUCGAGAGGAUCAAUGAGUUCACUGGAUCAUCCUGAAUAUAAAAUCUCAAAUUCAAAUAUUUCUUCUACUAAAACGUUAGUUUUAGAUAGUCUUAGUAACUCACGACCUAAUUCAUCACGGCGGAACUCGAAAUUUUUGACCCCUUCUAAAACUUCAUUAUCACUUGGCUUACAAAAACCCCCACCAAGACCAGCAUCAACAUCGCUGGUAAAUUCACUUCCGAGCUACAGAAGUUCCUCGUCAUUACCAUUAAGUUCAUCGACAAGCUCGCUACCAUCAAACCUUAGAAACCAUUUACUAUCAACUUCCCUAUCUCCAUCCUCUCCACCGGCAUUCACAUCGAACCACAGACGCAUAUCAUCAGUUAAUGAGCACGAUGACACACGAACGUCGAGUACAAGCUCAAGCUAUGCAGAUGAUGAAAGUUAUAGAAGUUGUACGAACUAUUUGAUGGAUGGCGAUGACGAUAUACGAAGAAGUCUGUAUUGA